UACGCAAGACACGUUUUCCUCUAUUGUGCGUCAUAUGAGAUAGGUUAUUCGAUCUUGUGAUGAAGAAUUUUCACGUCUAACUCCGACUGAAAGUUUAGAUAUAAUAAAUAAGCUUAAGCUUAAGCUCCGAUAUAAGUUAGAUAAAAUAAAAUUCUUUUAGUGAAUGUAUUAAAUUAUAUAAAGCUUUUAAGUGCAAAAUUUUUGACUUUUUCGGUUCUUUUCCUAGAAAGCAGCUGUUUUCGAAAUAAAUACACUUCUACACUUUCUAACAUUUCGGCAUAACUGAUUUAUCUCAAAAACUACUGCUUUUCAGAAAAAAAACGAAAAGGCCAAAAAUUUAAUUUAAUAGAUUCAUCCAAUGAAUUUCAGUUUACCUAACAUAUAUGAAUCCGCUAAUGAUUUUGCAUUUUUUAAUUGUCCAACAAUCCGUUCGUCCCCUCCCAGAUCAAAUAUCUUCUACUGUUUAUUGAAACAUUAGAUUCUACACUUGAAGAAGUUUCUGUUUUGUCAAGCUCCAUUGAAUGGUGUGUAAAAUAAUACUAUCGAAGACGUUCAUAGAAGACUUUUACGGAAAUGAGUUUGGACCUUUUUCAUACAUUCUGCGUGAACUUUAGAUUUCUAGCUCAUACGCAUCCGAUAGUUGGAAGAAUUUGUUUUUGUAUGUUUCCGAUGACAAGGAACAGAAUGUACAGAUUCACUUAUGUGCCCCUGACUAUACAAUUAAUCGGUAAGAUUAAAAAUAGGCGUUUAAGAAUAGUUACAUCUGACUUGUUAAGAAUUUUAAUAAAAGUUUUAGUAAAAAAUUAAAACCAACAAUUAUGAAAACAGUACGACUGACUAAAUGUAUCUAAUGCUUUUUCUCGUCUUUCUUUCAUUUCCACGCGCUAUGAGAGAAGACUAAGAAUUUUAUAUGCACGGCGAAGACGGAGAACAUGAUAUAUAGAAUGAUAUAUAGAAAAAAAAAAAAAGAUUCCGCCAGAACAGAAGAAAGUUAAAAGAGAGAAACAGAGAAUGAUAACAACUCCUCCAACUAACGAGGGAACAUCCCCAGAUGCCUCUUUUCGAUUCUAACGACUUGUACAUGAAUCGAUAGAUCUCAGUGAGGCAGUAAAUACCCUGAAAGGAUUCUAACCCAUGGGUCUUGAAGACGUGAAACCACUUUUUCAGAAACUCUAAAAAUUAACCAAAACCUUUCUUAAUGAGGCAUGAUUGUAGCCGGCAAAUAUCUGAUUAAAAUGAGACAUCUCCGAGCUCUACACGACCUUUCUUUGCAAAGUUAUAGAAUUUACAAGAAAAGCUCUAAAUGUUCAUUGUCAGCUCAAAGCUACAGAAAUAAGAAGAAAUUAAUUCAGGGCUUUUUGUGUGAAUUGUAUAACUUUGCAAAGAAAGAUCAUGCAGAGCUGGGAGAUGUCCAUUUUAUUCAGAAAUAUGCGCGCUACAAUCAUGCCGCAUUAAGAAAGGUUUUGGUUAACUUUUAGAGUUUCUGAAAAAGUGGUUUUCGGGUCUUCAAGAGUUAUGGGCCAGGAUCCUUUUAGGGUGUUUACUGCCUUACUGAGAUCUAUCGAUCCAUGUACAAGUCAUUAGAAUCGAAAAGGGGCAUCCCGGGAGGUUCCCUCGUAAGUUCGACAGUCAGACUACUAGAGAGAGAGAGUAGAGAUAUUACUAUCGUUGAGUGAGUGCCUUGUGCAUUCCUGUCGUUACGAAACCCCUGUUUUCGUGUUGGUGAGUGUCUGUUCAUAUAUGAAUUAAAUAUGAACAGAUUAAAAUAAUUUUUAAUUAAUUAAUUAAUUAAUUAUUUUCCACGGUUCGGGCGUUGUAUCGAAUUUUCUACAAGUCCAAGGACUGGCACCCGGUGACUAUUGGUAGUCUUGAAAACUGAUAGAUUACGGGUAAUCGACCAUGCUGAGUUUUGUGGAAAUAUUUAUUUUUAGAAAAAGUUUUAAAAAUCUACCGAAAAGCCAGUUUUACGAAAAUUAGGGUUUCCAGGCUAUUUUCACCUAAUAUUAAAAUAUUCACUAUUCACUAAUUCACUAUUAUUGAACAGGAUAUAGAAUAGCUUAAGUUUUCUACAUUCUGAAGCUUUGAGCUUGGUCGGAUGUUUUUUAAGUGAAUAGUGAAUUUUUUAAUAUUAAGUGAAAACAGCCUGAAAAUUCUAAUUUUCGUAAAACUGGCUUUUCAGUAGAUUUUUAAAACUUUUUCUAAAAAUAAAUAUUUCCACAAAACUCAGCAUGGUCGAUUACCACAUCAACAGAAAACCAUAAACCACUUUUAAGAAUAGUCAACACUUUUUAAGGCUACCAAUAGUCACCGGGUACCAGUCCUUGGACUUGUAGAAAAUUCGAUACAACGCCCGAACCGUGAAAAAUCAAGGUCUCACUUUACUCCCAUUUUCAAGAGGACACCCUGAGCUAUCAGUUCAUAAGAAAAAAGCAAUAAAAUCGUAUUGGAAAAUCUUUACAGACCACGUAGUUUUCCAAAGAUCUCCUAGAAAACCUCUUUCAAAAAACUCGUCUGAAACUUAUGUUGGCUAUGAAAACAUGCAUCCAAGUCUCUUCUUUCGAAUGGCAAAAAUCGCAGGUCUUCAUCUUGUUCGUAUCAAAAGUUAUUCAAAAAACAACCGAGUGCCUUGACUUCUGGAACGGAUAAUAGUACUUAAACUAUUCUAUCGUUUAUUAUAGAAAAUAUUAUCUUGGUCAGAUCGAGCAUGUACAUUCGAACGCAUUCUUCUUAUACGAAAUUCACAAGAUAAAUUACUUCAUAUAUUAUGCGAAAGCAAGCAACUUGUCAUUCAAAUUGUUGUCUUUUAUAAUUAUUACAAUCAUUAUUAUCGACUAUAUCAAAUACCAGAUAAAUAUCAUUUACCUUACAAAUUCUAUUUUGGUCAAUAUAAUGCCAUUUAUGAUUCCUUCAAUUUAUCAAAGAUUAUUUUUGAAGAUACAACCGUUUUCAUACCACAUCAACAGAUGGAUUUAGUUCAUUUUUUAACUCAAAUAAAUUCAUCUCGUUUAAUUAAUUGUAAUCGAACAUCCGCACGUUUAUUCAGAAAACAAUAUCCGAAUAGUACAAGAACAACAAUGGAACAAAUCAAAACAUAUCAAGAAAUCAUUAUAAAAUUCAAAGUAUUACUAAAACAUUUUCAUAUUCCAUUUUUCAUUUAUAGUGGUACACUACUCGGCUGGUAUCGUCAAUGUUCAUUAAUUCCCUAUACGACUGAUGUUGAUUUUGCAACAUUUUCCCAGUUUGCAUCCAAUGAAACAACGGAACGAUUGGGUAAUAAAAGUUUAGAACUCGCUAUACCUCUCAUACAUAUUUUUGGAUUUCCAGAACAUGCUUUUGAAAACCGUUUUUUAACAAAAAUGUCCAUUGAUUUAUUUUUCUUGUACGAUAAUAUUGAAACAAACAAGUUGAUUACUUACUUACACUAUGAUAAGUCUUAUUACGCUUUUGCUUAUCCACUUAUUGAUAACUUGUGUGCUACAGACUAUCUGGGAUUCAAAAUAAAUGUACCAUGUAAUGCUUUUGACUAUAUAAUUGCUGACUAUGGUGAAAACUGGUCGAAACCGAUACGUGAUGGUGUUUAUGCUCCAAUGGGAUCAAAUUUUGGAUCCGAAUUGAGUUGGCCAUAUGCGUGGCACGAUGGAAGUUUUGAUGAUUAUCUAAUACAGAUUCGUAAUGGCUCUGGUAGAUAA
Didymodactylos carnosus is the source of this 3689-nucleotide messenger RNA. Lineage: Eukaryota; Metazoa; Rotifera; Eurotatoria; Philodinida; Philodinidae. The record is from the annotation of a GenBank genome assembly.